This is a messenger RNA of Sphaeramia orbicularis (orbiculate cardinalfish), 3258 nucleotides long. It is a transcript of the gene mmp2, whose product is annotated as matrix metallopeptidase 2. Gene Ontology annotation, molecular function: metalloendopeptidase activity; zinc ion binding. Gene Ontology annotation, cellular component: extracellular matrix. The transcript has 13 exons. Lineage: Eukaryota; Metazoa; Chordata; Actinopteri; Kurtiformes; Apogonidae. The record is from RefSeq and is a predicted model, not a curated record. Gene Ontology annotation, biological process: proteolysis; tissue remodeling; response to hypoxia. Bases 207 to 2183 code for a protein of 658 amino acids.
UGGAGACUGCGCAGAAAGCGUCGGGGAAAAGUGCGUGUGCAAGCAGAACUGAGAAAGUUCAUAGAGCCGCGGUGCAGGAUGUCCCGUUAAGGAGAAAAAAAAAUCCUGCAGAAGAGCAGAGGCAACACAAGCUGAAGGGCUGAACAGGACUGCAACCCAGAGCGAACGCCACUUCUCUAAACCUAACACAUAUUAAAAGUGCAAAAAUGGGCUUUCCGACGAUAUUUAAUUGUCGUCGGAUUGUUCUCAAAGUGUUUUUGUUUGUUUUCAUCGCUUUUCAAGCAACUUAUGCAGCCCCCUCGCCUAUUAUCAGGUUUCCUGGAGACGAUACAACCCCCAAAACAGACAAAGAAGUUGCUCUGCACUAUUUGAAUAAGUUUUAUGGAUGCCCACAAGAUAGAUGCAACCUAAUGGUGCUGAAGGACACACUGAAGAAAAUGCAAAAGUUCUUCUCCCUGCAAGAGACUGGAGAAAUUGAUGCCAAAACUGUGGAUAUCAUGAAAAAGCCCCGCUGUGGUGUCCCAGAUGUGGCCAAUUACAACUUCUUCCACAGGAAACCCAUGUGGCAGAAAAAAGACAUCACCUACAGAAUCCUGGGAUACACACCCGAUCUAGAUGAAGAAGUCAUAAAUGAUGCUUUCUUCAGAGCCUUUAAAGUAUGGAGUGAUGUGACCCCACUCACAUUCACCCGACUCAUGGAUGGAGAGGCUGACAUCAUGAUUAAUUUUGGACGCAAUGAGCAUGGAGAUGGUUACCCUUUUGAUGGCAAAGAUGGUCUGUUGGCUCAUGCCUUCGCUCCGGGGCCAGGAAUCGGGGGAGACUCCCACUUUGAUGAUGAUGAACAGUGGACACUGGGAGAGGGCCAAGUGGUGAAGGUGAAGUUUGGCAACGCUGAUGGGGAGUUCUGUAAAUUCCCCUUCCUUUUCAUGGGCACUGAAUACAACAGUUGUACAUCUCAGGGCCGUGAUGAUGGAUUUCUGUGGUGCUCCACCACUUACAACUUUGAUGAUGAUGGCAAAUAUGGUUUCUGCCCCCAUGAAUUACUGUUUACCCUCGGUGGAAAUGCUGAAGGAGCUCCAUGCAAAUUCCCCUUCAACUUUCAGGGAGAGAAGUAUGAUGGAUGCACCACUCAGGGAAGGGAUGAUGGGUACCGCUGGUGUGCAACAACGGAGGAUUACGACCGCGACAAAACCUAUGGAUUCUGCCCCGAAACUGCCAUGUCAACAGUGGGAGGAAAUGCAGAGGGAAGCCCCUGUGCUUUCCCUUUCACUUUCCUGGGAGACACCUACGAUUCCUGCACCUCAUCUGGACGCAGUGAUGGCAAGAUGUGGUGCGCUACCACCAAGAGUUAUGAUGAUGACCGCAAAUGGGGUUUCUGUCCCGAUCAAGGCUACAGUUUGUUCCUGGUGGCAGCCCAUGAGUUUGGUCAUGCCCUUGGUUUGGAACACUCUCAGGACCCUGGAGCGCUGAUGGCUCCCAUUUACACCUUCACUAAAGACUUCAGACUGUCUCAGGAUGAUAUCAAUGGCAUCCAGGAGCUUUAUGGUGUGCCAACAGACAGACCGUUACCUCCAACCCAGGGCCCAGUAACUCCCAUGGACAUCUGUAAUGAACCAACUGUUUUUGAUGCUGUGGCACAGAUCAGAGGAGAGACCUUCUUCUUCAAGGACAGAUUCCUGUUCAGGUCAGUCAACUUCAGAAACAGGCCCAGUGGACCUAUGUUAGUGGCCACCUACUGGCCCGACCUGCCUGCCAAGAUAGACGCUGCCUAUGAGAAUCCAGUGGAGGAAAAAACAGUCUUCUUUGCAGGCAACGAGGUGUGGGUCUACAAAGCAGAUGAGUUGGAGAGAGGCUACCCCAAACGGCUGUCUAGCCUUGGCCUUCCCUCUGAUCUACAGCAAAUCGAUGCUGCCUUCAACUUCAGGAAAAACAGGAAGACUUACCUGUUUUCUGGAGACAAAUUCUGGAGAUGGGAUGAGAGCAGGAAGGCAAUGGAUCCUGGCUUCCCUAAACUUAUUGCUGAUUCCUGGAAUGGCAUCCCAGAUGGAAUAGACUCUGCCUUCAGUCUAAAUGGAAUUGAUUACAGCUACUUCUUCAAAGGCAGCCACUAUUUCAAGCUGGAAGACAGCAGCUUGAAGAUCGUCAAACUGGGUGAAAUUACAAAGGACUGGCUUGGUUGUUGAGCAUUUAUAUAAGAAUGAAAAUCUUGCAACUGGCUAAUUCCUGUGAUGACGUCUGGCCUCGCAAAGACAUUACCAUUGUACCGCACACAUGUUGAAGUCGCCACAGUGCACACUGUUCUAAGUUUUUAUUCUGACAACUCUGCAUGUUUCUUUGGGAGACAUGUCCCUUCCAGCCUGUAUAACCAGCCUCCAGCUUUGUAGAAAGGCACCUCCGGACCUUUGACACAGGCUGAACAUAGGCAACUGGAUAGUCAUUAUAUUACUGUGUGUGAUACUGACAGUUUAUUUGUUUUGCUGAUGCAGAUUUAUUACAAUAUGUACCCCCUGUUUGGUUUAUUUUUUAUAGAUUUUUUUGGUUUGUUUUUUUGUAUUUGUUUUCUUUUGUUAAACUCAGACAUCAGGUAUGUCCACACUGCAUUGAACGCAGUGCUGUACUGUGCUGUGAGAUAUUUCCUUUUUAUGCAAAUUUGAUUCUGAAAAUCUGUUAUACAACAUAUGAUUAAUUCAUGUUGGCUUAGAAUAACGUUUAUGUCCAGUGUACUAAGUGCAGUUUUAUAAAUGUAUCAUUUUUAAUUAAUUUUGUCAUUAUUGUGCAAUACAUUUAGAAAAAAAUGAAUGUGCACAAUGUGUCUGACCGAAAAUGGUGCUUUAGAUUUUGCUUUUUGCAUAUAGUCCUUUAUAUACACACAAUUUAUACUCAGUGUAACUAUGUUGGAUGGGACUACUUAGCAUUUUUUGGAUGUCAUAAAGUAGUACACAUUAUUCUUCAUUUGGCUAGCACUUUGUAUAGGACUAUACAAGGGAACUGUGCAUUAUGGAGUCCAGUAUAUUGUCAUGGUAGCUCCAUUUUGCAUUUCCUGUUACUAACGGUACAGAACGAUUAAAGGCACAGGUUGCCUCUAGAGGCUGUAUAGCUUUGCUGCAUGAUGGAAUCAUGACAAGAGUACCACAGUAGUAUUGUUUAACAAUCUUUUUUAUAUUCUCUUUUAAUUUUCAGUGUUUUAACAACUUGUUUUGUGUUGUUUUUAAUGCUUGUGCACUUUGUUACUGUCAUCAAUAAAGAUGGUCAAUAUGA